Messenger RNA from Echinostoma caproni, 1845 nucleotides. The record is from the annotation of a GenBank genome assembly. NCBI's taxonomy places the organism in Eukaryota, Metazoa, Platyhelminthes, Trematoda, Plagiorchiida, Echinostomatidae.
AUGGAAGUCAAUACAAGUGUAUCAGCUACGGAAGAGCCUCAUGUGGUGAGUAUUGAUCAGGGAACAAGUAGCUCCCGAGUGAUCGUAUUCUCAGCUCUGACCGGCAAUGUGGUCGCCACGCAUCAAAUCCCCGUCACGCCAACCUAUCCAGCUUCCGGAUGGAUUGAGUUAAAUGCGAACGAACUUUACGAGACGACUUUGAGCUGUCUAAAUGAAUGUGCAAAACAGAUUCAAAGUCAGGGCAAAGACUUGACGAGUAUCGCGUCCUUGGGUGUGACCAAUCAGCGUGAAACUACAAUCGCCUGGGAUCGAGUCACUGGCAAACCACUGGCUCCGGCAAUUGUCUGGUCCGAUGCACGUACGGCUGAUUUGGUGAAAAAGUUCACUUCGAUGACGCCCGGACAAGAUGUGAAUGCGUUUCAGGAGAAAACCGGUUUACCGAUCCACAGCUACUUCUCCGCGCUAAAACUGUGUUGGUUAUUGGAGAACGAUGCCGCCGUGUCUGAAGCUAAUCGACUUGGCACCCUGUUAGUCGGUACUGUGGACUCUUGGAUCAUAUGGCGCCUGACGAACGGGCAAAGUCAUGUGACUGAUGUCACCAACGCUAGUCGAACAAUGCUAUUCAAUCUGCAUACACUCAACUGGGAUCCGGACUUGUGUAGAUUUUUCAAAAUUGAUCCAAAAAUACUUCCCAAAGUGGUUUCCUCGUCCGAAGUUGUUGGUGAGAUUCAGGAUCCAAAGUGUGCAAUGGGAUCAGUGAAAAUUGCUGGCAUUUUGGGCGAUCAGCAAGCUUCACUCGUUGGUCAAACAUGGCCGUCUUCAGAGGGAUCUACCGGAAGUAAUCAAUCAUUUGGUCCCACAGUGAAAGUCACCUACGGAACCGGAGCAUUUAUGUUAUGGGAUAUUGGCAACUCACCAUUCUUUUCCAAAAAUGGAAUUUUGACAACCGUUGCAUUUAAAAUGGGACCGAAGGCUGAAACGCAUUAUGCAUUAGAAGGAGCUGUAUCCUUCGCCGGUGCAACAAUCAACUGGUUACGUAACAAAUUAUCGUUGUUCUCAGACUACAAAGAAUUGGAAGCGUUAGCCCGAGAGGCGUACAAGAAUCAUCGUGAGGAUAUGCCAGACUCGUGCUACCUGGUACCAGCAUUCAGUGGAUUGUUUUGCCCAUGGUGGCAGGAGACUGCUCGGGCCACACUUGCCGGUCUGACUGCCGAUGUGGACAGGAGUGCAUUUAUAUACGCUGCUCUGCGAUCGUCUGUCUAUCAGACGUACGACGUUCUCCGAGUGGCCACGAUGGCCGAGGGUCGUUCGGCGGCCGGUGGUGCAACAUUGACGAAACCGCGAGAAAUUGUUGUAGAUGGUGGUAUGGCUAACAGCGUGGUACUCAUGCAAAGUCUGGCUGAUAUAUUGAACAUGAUCGUUCGACGACACAAUCAUUCGGAAAUGAUGACCGCACUGGGUGCGGCGAUUGCUGCCGCACUGGCCGUCGGACUGGAUCCGAGCGGGCUUUUGAAACUGCGACAGUUCCCGAAAACAGCCGAUCCGCCACCGCAUUACUUUACUCCGAGCAUUCUUCCACACGCACGCCAAGUCAUGCUUACCGGUUGGCACGCGGCCGUCGAGCGCAGUCUGGGCUGGAUAGACGCUUCGUUUCCAGAGGAAUCGCACGAUUCAUUGCUCUCUUUGCUGCAUAAUAUAAAUGAAACGAAAAAGAAAACAACCCAUGAACACAAACAACACAACGUUCGGCACAAUGAAUUCGUUCUGUCCAAUGGCAAACUGUUCCUGUUGUUGGCCCUGGCUGCCGGACUCGGCGUUCUGUACGGACAACACCGGAUGCAAUGA